This is a messenger RNA of Orussus abietinus, 1238 nucleotides long. Its product is annotated as mitochondrial pyruvate carrier 2. Gene Ontology annotation, biological process: pyruvate import into mitochondria. The record is from RefSeq and is a predicted model, not a curated record. NCBI's taxonomy places the organism in Eukaryota, Metazoa, Arthropoda, Insecta, Hymenoptera, Orussidae. Gene Ontology annotation, cellular component: mitochondrial inner membrane. The coding region runs from base 160 to 534 and encodes 124 amino acids. Gene Ontology annotation, molecular function: pyruvate transmembrane transporter activity. The transcript has 4 exons.
CAUUUCGAGUUUUCCCGCAAGCGCGAGCGGAUCGACGCUGGGUCGCCUCGCGCCUCACACCUGCUCGGCGCGGUCCAACUUCGAACGCGGAGUGCCUCGACCUAUGAAAAGGACCCUCUCGUGACACCUUUCCAAAUCCAGACCACGAAGACGUGAAUCAUGUCGGUGAUAUACAGGAACUCCAUGAAGACCAUCGGCCAGUUCGUGCCAGAGAAACUGCAGCCUCUGUGGAAACAUCCAGCUGGUCCGCAGACGAUCUUCUUCUGGGCACCGGCGUUCAAGUGGGGACUCGUCCUAGCAGGCUUGGGCGAUCUACAAAGGCCACCUAGUCAAAUAUCCAUCAGCCAGUCGACUGCACUCGGGCUUACGGGAAUCAUCUGGACGAGAUACUCCCUGGCCAUUGUACCGAAGAACUGGAGCCUCUUCAGCGUGAAUCUUUUCGUUGCCUGCACGGCGUUGUAUCAAAUCUCUAGAGCGAUAAGGUAUCAACGUGAACAGGCAGCGAAGGAACUCGAGGCGGCGCCGGCGCAAUAACCACACGUCCUGGGUGAAGACUAGAGACAAUAGUAACAUCAUGUAUUACCAUCUCUCGUCCAGACUUAUUGCACUGGUGUUAUCGAAUCCUUGGUGACGUUAGCAAUUACUACAUCCGUUAUUCAAGAGUUCAAUGCAAAGCGAACGCUGGCGCGUUACGAGAAAGAAGUAGGGAGGGAACUUUCAGUGGAUCUGAAAGAGUCGUACAAAUUGAUCCGCGUAUGGGGAAUCCGCAAACUGUAAACGCGCACACUUGCGAAUGAGAUGUUAUUUAUUUUCUGUGUCUAUUGAAUAAUUGACCGAACGGUCGAUUGCUGUAUAUAAUGUCUGAAGCGUAGCGGAUUUAACUGGCAGACUGUGAUACGCAUUCAAGGCGCUGGAAACAAAUUAUAUCGAUAUUAUAACAAAUUAUAUCGAGAGAGGUGGUAUCCUUAGAUCAUCUUUGGUCACCGCGCAAUGCGAUCUCGAUUAAUCCCCUUAAUCCGAGAUUAACCAUUGCUUGGUUUCGCCACCAACCGCGGAACGGGAAUCACCCUCCUAGCAAAUUCAAACCAAGCACCUGUCUCCGAAACAAUGUACAAUCGAUUAAACCUGUACCAAUGAAUGCACAGAGGCGAGCACGAGUCUACGCGGUUCGUCGCACAACCGUUGAAAUUGUUCCACAAGAAUUGAAAUAAAAUGCCCUAUUUUCAGUACCUCGUUUA